AUGAAUAAUAAAAAAGAUCAAAAUCUGACUGCCUAAGGAACAUAAAUUAAAGGAGCCGCUAAAUAACCAACUCAUUAAGUCCAACAAUAGAAACCUGCUCAAAGUCAUCCAGUUUAACAUUAGCCUGCAAAUAAAUAACAAUAAUAAUAAAAACCUACAACUUAGCAUCCUACAAAUACUAAGACUCAAACAAAAUAAUAACCAUAAUAAUAAUAAUAAGCAGCUAAACCUCAAUAAUAAUAAUAAUAGUAAUAAUAAGUGCAACAGGUAGCUCCAAAAAAAUUAGAACCUAAGAGGACUAUCAAACUUUAGGCUAUGUUAGGUAUAAUGGAUUAAGAUAAAGAAGAAGGAAAAAUUAGUUUUUUGAUAGAUAAAACAGGUAAAUAAUAACCAAAUAAUAUUUAGGAAAUGCAUAUACAUUUUUUAAAUACAAAGGAACUAUUAUCGAUAUUUCAUCGUUUGUGAUUACUGAAUAGAAUUAAGGAAAAAAUCAUGAAGAAAAUGUUGAAAAAGCCAGAAAAUGUGUAGUAUAUGGUUUAGAGGCUGGUGAUAAUUUAGUAUUCUCAACCGAUAUUACAGCUACAAAUUUGAAUGAAUUUUUUAAGUAAAAUGUUUAAUUUAAUUUCAGGUCUGAUUGGUACAAACCAGAAGCAAUCUUUAAUUAUGAAGAAAUCACUAACCCAAAGUAUUUUAGAGCUCAUCUUUUAAAACCUGAAGAGGAUAAGGAUGGAUUUGGUAAUAAGGGAUAAUUUUGGCCAAAAAAAGAAUUACAUAUAGUCUUAUUGUAUACUUAAAAAGAAGGAGAAUUUGAUUUUGAAUAACAUUUGAAUAAGUUGGGAUUGGAUAAAUUGAAAAAUCAAUUUAUUGUAACAAUUAUUGAAGAUUGA
Messenger RNA from Paramecium pentaurelia, 887 nucleotides. Lineage: Eukaryota; Ciliophora; Oligohymenophorea; Peniculida; Parameciidae. The record is from the annotation of a GenBank genome assembly.